Racocetra persica is the source of this 131-nucleotide messenger RNA. NCBI's taxonomy places the organism in Eukaryota, Fungi, Glomeromycota, Glomeromycetes, Diversisporales, Gigasporaceae. The record is from the annotation of a GenBank genome assembly.
AACAUGAUAUAAAUUUACGUAUUAAUUCAAAAACUGGAAAAGUUGGAAAUCGAACAAUAUCUUUUGAAACAAUAAUGAAAGUAAUUACCUUUAUAGAAAUUUUGACAAACAAAAUGGUUUACCAUCUCCAG